GAUGUCUCUUCUCAGUUCUCCUUGACUUCUAUGAGCCACACUUUCAUGCUCUGUAGCAUUUUAGAACAAGGGUCACAACCCUCACUACACGGAAGUUGAAGAAUGCAGAGAAAGAACCUCACAGAGGUGAGGGAGUUUGUUUUCCUGGGCUUCUCCAGAUUCUGUGACUACCAGAUCACCCUGUUUGUGGUCUUUCUCGUCCUGUACACAUUAACCCUGGCUGGCAAUGCCAUCAUUGUGACCAUCAUCUGCAUUGACCGUCACCUGCACACCCCCAUGUACUUCUUCCUGAGCAUUCUGGCUAGUUCAGAUACCGCAUACACUCUCGUCACCAUCCCACGAAUGCUGUCUGCUCUCCUAGCCCAGAAUCAGCCCAUCUCCAUAGCAGGCGGUAGUGCCCAAAUGAUGUUCUUCGUUGCCUUGGCCAUCAACAACUGCUUCCUGCUCACAGCCAUGGGCUAUGACUGCUACGUGGCCAUCUGCAACCCCCUGAGGUACACAGUCCUCAUGAGCAAAAGGGCAUGUGUCCAGCUGCUGUGUGGCACCUCUGGCAUUGGCCUGGUCAUGGCAGUUGUCCAGGUGACAUCCAUAUUUACCUUACCCUUCUGUCACAGAGUGGUUGGACAUUUCUUCUGUGACAUCCUCCCUGUCCUCAAACUCUCCUGUAUUGACACCACUAUCAAUGAGAUCAUCAACUUUGUCGUCAGUUCCUGUGUGAUCCUGGUCCCCGUGGCUCUGGUCUUCAUCUCCUACGUCAUCAUCAUCUCCACCAUCCUCAACCCCUCUGCCCAGGGCCGGAAGAAGGCCUUCGCCACCUGCGCCUCCCACCUCACAGUGGUCAUAGUCCACUACGGCUGCGCCUCCAUUGCCUACCUCAAGCCCAAGUCCGAGGAUUCUGCAGAGCAAGACGUCCUUCUCUCAGUGACGUACACCAUCAUCACUCCCUUGCUGAACCCCGUUGUUUACAGUCUGAGGAACAAGGAGGUCAAGGAUGCCCUACGCAGAGCUGUGGGAAGAAACAUUUAA
This is a messenger RNA of Ailuropoda melanoleuca (giant panda), 1026 nucleotides long. Its product is annotated as putative olfactory receptor 10J6. Gene Ontology annotation, cellular component: membrane. The record is from RefSeq and is a predicted model, not a curated record. Lineage: Eukaryota; Metazoa; Chordata; Mammalia; Carnivora; Ursidae. Gene Ontology annotation, biological process: G protein-coupled receptor signaling pathway. Gene Ontology annotation, molecular function: G protein-coupled receptor activity; olfactory receptor activity.